UCGCUAUCAAUCUUUCCUUCGGUACCCUGUUUAUUCUGCUCACGGACAGUGGAUAAAACACACGCAUGUCAUAUGUUGCGUCCAAUUUUAAAAAUCGAAUACAAAUAGUGAUAAACAUCAGAAAGUGCUGUGAUUAAUUAAAAUGAAGAUCGUCUUCCUCUUCGUAUUAUUAGGAUGUGGGAUUACCCUGGGUUUAAAACAAUGCUGCCCAGAUAACGUUAUAAUGAGAUCGGGCGGUUACUGCAGAAUGACACGAGUCAAUAUGAACUGCACUUUGGGGCACAUGCUUUUGAAAGAUGUUAUUGUGAAUGGAACUAGCUUGUCUACUAUGGAUUCUCCUGAAUACGUAUUCACAGAUGAUCCAGAUCGAUACUGCCUGAGCCAAAUGUAUAAAAAUCAGAGUUUACCUCAGCUAGGCACGAUUCCAGUUGCUGUGAUGUGUUAUGAAGAGAUAAAACUCUCCAAUGAUAUUGAGACUAGUGGUAUUCUCACUCUGGUGUCAGUUGUAUUUCUGCUUGCUACUUCGGCUGUGUACAUUUAUCUACCACAACUCAGAGACCUACAAGGAAUAUGCUACAUCUGCAUGUGCAUGAGUAUGGCACUUGGUUUUCUAUCACUCGGCAGUAUGCAGAUAAGUCCUGGAUUUAGCGAAGACAUGUGCACAGUAGCAGGUUUCCUAGUCUACUUUUGGAUGAUGGCAACAUUUUUCUGGAUGAAUGUGAUAAGCAUCAACAUGUAUCGCACAGUACAGGAUGCAACAUAUCUGAAAAAGACGGAACGAAAGCAGUGCCUUAUCUACAACAGUUAUGCUUGGGGUUGCACCUUGGCUUUCCUCGUAAUAGCCCUAACCACGAACUUCAUAGAGGGAGAUCACUACAAGCCCGGUAUAGGCCAAGGCUCCUGCUGGUUUAACGGGCGCGCUGAAACCUGGCUUUACUUCUAUGGCCCCGUCGCGAUCCUCAUUGCAAUUAAUGUCAUCCUUUUUAUACUAUCCUCCUACAGCUUAUGGACUCACAACAAGAAAUAUGAGGUUAACAAACUAAAUUAUCUUAAACGCAAAUUCCUUGUAUCGCUGAAACUAUUUCUUGUAAUGGGGAUUAAUUGGAUAUUUGAAAUAGCCAGUUUUGCACAUGGCGAGAAACAUAUCCUUUGGAAAAUAAUGGACACCUUCAACUGUCUCCAAGGUAUCGUGAUAUUUCUGAUACUGGUAAUUCUAAGACGUCGUGCAAUGCGAGGACUUGCCGAAGAAGGAUUCUGUCUCUUCGUCACCAGACCACUUGCUAACAAAUUAAGCCCAGAUGAUGAUGCUGAUGAAGAGCAAAUGCUAGAUGAUACAGUAGAAGUUAGGCUUAAUUAAGAGCGUAAGAAAGCAGGGUAUAUUUUGUAUACGAUGUAAAUAUAUCAUAUACAUACAUAAUUCUAUUUGUAUAAACAAGUAUGGGUUUUAAUAGGCACAGAUUGAAACAAAAUCACUUAAAGAAGGAAGACAAAUGGUAUUUUACCUAAGCGCCUUUAAGUGGAUCCAAUAGAAUUAUUUUCUUAAAUGUAUGUAAUUGAAAAAAAAUUUUUUCUUAAUACAAAAUCAUAUUUAUUGUUCGCAACACUUGAAUAGUAAAUUUUAAAUUGUAUAAUAUAUUCGAGUUAUCAUAGAAUCUCUAUAUAAUUAUGUUAAAUAAAAUGUAAAUAUAUAUUUUUUUAAUUUUAGUCACGUAAAAUUAAAAUAAUUGUCAAUGAUAUUUUUAUAAAACAAUUACGAAUAUGUAACAAUAACUAAUUAAGUAUAAGUACUUGCUAGAAUUACUAAGUAAUGCUCAUAAUAUUUCCUACAUUUAAACGACAGAAGUACGUGCCAUAAUUGUUGUAAAUUUAAAAUUUAAAUAUGAUCUGACUAUUUUUGGUAUAAAGUCUACAGAAUAUAAAUAUUAUGUACCUUUACUUAUGCCGCGUUAUGUGGUCAGCACAACGCGUGUUGCGCUUGUUAAAUAAAGAAUAUUUGAAAAAAAUA
Pieris rapae (cabbage white) is the source of this 2005-nucleotide messenger RNA. Its product is annotated as G-protein coupled receptor Mth. Gene Ontology annotation, cellular component: membrane. NCBI's taxonomy places the organism in Eukaryota, Metazoa, Arthropoda, Insecta, Lepidoptera, Pieridae. The transcript has 9 exons. Gene Ontology annotation, molecular function: G protein-coupled receptor activity. The coding region runs from base 143 to 1357 and encodes 404 amino acids. The record is from RefSeq and is a predicted model, not a curated record. Gene Ontology annotation, biological process: cell surface receptor signaling pathway; G protein-coupled receptor signaling pathway.